This is a messenger RNA of Rotaria sordida, 816 nucleotides long. The record is from the annotation of a GenBank genome assembly. NCBI's taxonomy places the organism in Eukaryota, Metazoa, Rotifera, Eurotatoria, Philodinida, Philodinidae.
ACCCACACUCAGCUACACCCACAUCCAUAUUCAACAUGCCACAAGAACUGCAACUUACAAAACAUUAUCAUGGUUAAUAUGUUUGAUACUUUUCAUAGUACUGGUUUGUAAUGUUUCGCAUUCGAAUAGUAAACUACUAAAAGUUCAGUUAAUAUUGAAUCAGAGAGAGAAAAUAUUUAAAACAAUUAUUCAAAAUGAAACAUAUACCAAAUUUUUUGAUGAUAUACGUAUACUUAAUGAAAAAAAUGAAAUGUAUGUGAAUUAUCAUUAUGGAACUCUUAUAAAAUUCAUUAGAAAUGAAUUUAUUUAUCUCCAAAUAGAAAACAAAGAAGCAAAUGAAUUAUCACAAAAAUGUACUGAUUUAAAUAUAUUAAUUGCAGCAAUGCCUUUAGUGUUAGAUUUGUCCUGGUGGACGAACACAAUAACGAUUUUCUGCGCAAUACUAACCAAAUAUUUUGCUACAUAUAAUAGUUUUGUUUCUAUGGAUUACAUGAUGGUAAUACAUAUUUGUUUAGGCAUUUGUUUGUUAUUAAUUGAUAUGCACACUUUUUUGGUCAGACUUUUUUCUCAUAGAAGAAACUAAUUUUGAUAAAAUAAAAUAAAUCAGUUUUGAUAUUAAACAAGCUAAAAAAAUUAAUCUUUUAAGAAAUAAUAAAGAUAAUCUUCAAUGAUUAGGUUGCAAGUGUAAUUUGUACAAAAGAAGAUGUUUUAGCUGCUUAGUAACUUUUGGAUAAAUUAUUGCAUUUAGAUAAAACUGAUGCAUCUAGUAGUGAAAAUGUAUUUAAAUUAUUACUUAAUGCUAAAACAGAUUAUUGA